Abrus precatorius (Indian licorice) is the source of this 1909-nucleotide messenger RNA. Its product is annotated as proteoglycan 4-like. Gene Ontology annotation, biological process: cortical microtubule organization. Gene Ontology annotation, cellular component: cortical microtubule. NCBI's taxonomy places the organism in Eukaryota, Viridiplantae, Streptophyta, Magnoliopsida, Fabales, Fabaceae. The transcript has 6 exons. The coding region runs from base 238 to 1800 and encodes 520 amino acids. The record is from RefSeq and is a predicted model, not a curated record.
AACUGCACCUUCCAACCUUGUCAAGCCAAACUCAUCAUUCAUCAAAUCAAACAUAUCCAACAAAAACAGCUUCUCCCUCUUGUGCUUGUAAGACAAACACCAAUCAAUCUACUUGUUUCAACUCUUCAUCCAACACUAGCUAAGUUCUUAGCUCAUUGGAGACUAUUUGUGUUGACCCAUUAUUCAUUUCAUUCCAUUUUUGCCAAAUAAAGAGGUUGACAGAGAGAAGCUGAAGUGAUGGUGAUGAAGGAGAGAGAUGAAGAGCUCGCUCUGUUUCUUGAGAUGAGGAGGAGAGAGAAAGAAAAUGAGAAGAACAACCUUCUCUUACUUCAAAACUCUGAGGAACUUGAUUUGUCUAAUUUGGAAUCUACUCGUGGAAACUCUAUGAUUUCCAAGAUUGUAUCUUCAGUGCCUCCAAGGAAGACCGGGGUUGAAGAGUUCUUGAAUUCAGAGAAUGACAAGUCUGAUUAUGAAUGGCUUCUUACACCACCGGAUACACCUCUUUUUCCUACUCUAGAAAAAGAGUCACAAAUAUCAAUAAAGAGUGAACUGGAGAUUCAUAAUGCUCGUCCAACAGCUUUAAAACCUAGGGUAGCUAAUAUCCAAGCAGAACCUGCUCCAAGAAGCAAUAUAGUUUCUAAGCAUCAUGCAUCAGUGCCGGGACUCGGUUCUUCCACUACUGGUAGUAGGAGACCCUCAUCUGUUGGUCCAACCUCAGCCACUUCCAGAUCUUCAACUCCAUCUGGAAGGCCAACAUUACCUUCAACUACCAAAUCCUCUAGGCCCUCUACACCCACCUCCCGAACCACCAUAACAUCUGCAAAGUCAACAGCUCCACCAGUGCGAUCAUCCACUCCUUCUAGAUCCACUGUGAGGUCCUCAACACCUACUACAAGGCCUUCCUUGGCAUCUUCAAAGACAUCUCAAAGAUCAGCAACUCCAACACUUAGAUCAUCAACCCCAUCGAAGGCAUUCGGAGUAUCUGCUCCUCCUACUAGACCUUCAUCAGCAUCAAAAGCUCGCCCCACAGUUUCUAAAAAUCCGGUGCAAUCACGUGGAAGCUCUCCAUCAGUGAAAUCUAGACCUUGGGAACCAUCGCAAAUGCCUGGUUUUUCUCUUGAUGCUCCUCCAAAUUUGAAGACAUCAUUGCCAGAUAGACCAGCUUCAGCCACUAGGAGUAGGCCUGGAGCGCCAAAUUCUAGAUCAUCUUCUGUUGAGGCCAAUAGCAAUGGAAAAUCUAAAAGGCAAUCAAGUGCACCUUCCAAAGCAAGGGCUUCAACUGGGUUUAGCCACAGCAAUCAGAGCUCCAUGCAUGCUUUGAGUAGAGCUCGUUUCACUGAUGGUGAUGAUGAAAGCCCGGUUGUUAUUGGGACAAAAAUGGUUGAAAGAGUAGUAAACAUGAGAAAACUGGCACCACCAAAGCAUGAAGACCAUCAUUCUUCUCAUAACAAUUCUUAUGGAAAAUCUUCAUCAUCUAGUAGCUCUGGAUUUGGAAGUACCCUUUCAAAGAAGUCCUUGGAUAUGGCAAUGAGGCAUAUGGACAUAAGGCGAAGCAUCCAGGGUAAUCUGCGACCGCUUGUGACAAGCAUUCCAGCUUCCUCUAUGUACAGUGUGAGAUCAGGUAGUUCAUCAAAGAGCAGGACAGUGAGUGUUUCUGAUUCACCACUUGCCACAAGCAGCACUGCUAGCUCUGAACCAAGUGUAAAUAACAACUCCAUAUCUUAUGAUGGGAGUGAGAUUGAAGAAAAUGAUUUUGGAAGUGAGAGGGGAAACUCUUCACCUAUCAGUCAUCAAAAAUAGUAGGUGAUCAAUGGUAUGAUCAUCACUGCUCUUGCCACUUUAUUUGUAUAUGUGGUAGAACAAAUAGCACUCAUAUUUAUGUGAUACCAUGUUCACAUAUAGAUGUGUU